CCUGGUGCGGUGGUAGAGACUCACAGUGCAGUACCGUAUGCAGUGAUAGGUGGUGUCCUGGCCCUGCUGGUUUUCACUGUCAUCUGCGUUCUCAUUGUCACCAUCUGGUGCUCCGUCCGGCAGAAAGGUUCCUAUCUUACCCAUGAGGCCAGCGGGUUGGAUGAACAUGGCGAAGUGCAGGAGGCCUUCCUCAAUGGGAACGACGCCAGCCAGGGCAAGAAGGAAUACCUACUGUAG
Menidia menidia (Atlantic silverside) is the source of this 237-nucleotide messenger RNA. The record is from the annotation of a GenBank genome assembly. NCBI's taxonomy places the organism in Eukaryota, Metazoa, Chordata, Actinopteri, Atheriniformes, Atherinopsidae.